AGUACUAAGGUAAUCAAAACUUAUCCCUUUUUGGGUAUGUACAGUAAUUUCAGCUAACUCACAGCCGAUUUGUACAAACCAUCCCCCCUUCUGCACUUUUUCAGGAGAGAAGGGAAAUAAAACCUGAAAGUGAACACUCACAAAACUGGGAAACCAAAAGCACAUCCAAGUUUCAACUCAAAACAGCGACAUUACUUCAUUAAAGAAGAAAACAACGAAAGAAAUCCCAAAUUCUCUUUCAACUACUUCUUUGAUUCUGUCUAUUCUUUUGUUGUUUCUUUUGGCAGUGUAAAAGAAUGGAGCAAAUUUUAGCUAUCUUCAAGCUUGAAGCUUGUGGAAUCAUCUAGGAACCACAACAACACCAACAACAGAAAAGCUCUACUCAUUUUUUGCUUUGUUCUUUUCUAGUUUUUCUUAAACACAAACAAAAGGUUGAUGGGGAGGGGUUGCAGGAGGAUGAUAGCAGGGAAUUUGGAUCCAGAAAGUGCAAGAAGUGGUGGGUUGAGAGCCAAGCAAGCUGGGCGAGGCUCUUGCAGAGGAAGCUAGCUUUAUUUUCUUUAUUUUUUUAUGAAUGUGAGAUAUUAUAAAGAUUGAAUCUUCACUCGUUUUUUGUUGGUUGCAUUGCCUGCAAAUAUCUGUAUAUUUUGAGAAGUAAGAAAAAAAAAUAUGAGUGGUUUGUUGAAAGAAGCUUUGAAGUCGCUCUGUGGGGUGACUCAGUGGUCUUAUGCUGUCUUUUGGAAAAUUGGCUGCCGGAAUACUAAGUUACUAAUUUGGGAGGAAUAUUACUAUGAAUCUACACUGCCAGGACUUCGGUACCCUGAAUUGCUGUUUCAAGAGUGGGGCGAAUGCUGUGGUUCAGACACUUCCUCUCAGCUUGGUUGCCAACCAUGGGACAAAGUUGGUUUGCUGAUUAGCAAAAUGAUGAAUAAUCGCAUUGUUAUAGUCGGCCAAGGGUUAGUCGGCCGAGCUGCAUUUACCGGGAAUCAUCAGUGGAUUCUUGCAAACAGUUACAUGACAGAUUCUGAACCCCCAGAGGUUCUAAAUGAGUUGCAUCUCCAGUUUUCUGCCGGCAUGCAGACCGUUGCAGUUAUUCCUGUUUUUCCUCAUGGUGUUCUUCAGCUUGGGUCUUCCACAACUAUUAUGGAGAAUAUGGGAUUUGUGAACGAUGUAAAGAGCUUAAUUUUGUGUUUGGGAUGCAUCCCUGGAUCUCUUUUCUCUGACAGUUGUGGAACAAGUGAAUGUGUUGAGAAUAUUAGGAUCCCCAUUUCUAUGGAAAAGCCCGUUUCAAUGGAUUCAGCUGGAAUUUAUUGGUCAACGAAUUCCUCGAUUUUAGUUACUGAAGGCUGCAACCAACAAAGCAGAAGUGAAUGUGUUGAGAAUAUUGGGAUCCCCAUUUCUAUGGAAAAGCCCGUUUCAAUGGAUUCAGCUGGAAUUUAUUGGUCAUCUCAGGCUUCGGGGAUUAUUGGUGAAUCAUCCUUUCCCACAAAACAGAUUCAAGAAAACCAGACUUUGUGGCUGAACCCUCAUGUUUCUUUUUGCAACUCGCAGUCCGAGUUCAAUUGUCAGCCUGUAAUUGGUCAAUCAGCUGCCAGUCAUAGCAACUUAAAAUCAAUGGAGAAACUGAUUGUGUUGGAUACUGGUCUGCAAAAUCAUAUUACCAACAGCACUAGUACAUCAAAUAGUCAAAAUAAACCAAAACCAAUCCCAGACAUUGUCCCAAGCUUGGAGAAAGUAGAAGAUGUUACUUUAUCCAUCCCGGCCAAUCAAUUAUCUAGCAUUGCCAUAUUUUCAGGAGUUUCUAAUCAGGGGCAUGAUUCUGAGGAUUCUAAGCGUAGUCGAGCUGAUGUGGUUUCGAACAAAGAAAGUAAGGAUAAUGGUUUGUUUCAAGCACCUAAUAUUCCAUUGCUUCCCUUUGAUGAUGGCUUAACUUUUAGCAAGCAACUCCCAAGUAAAAGUUUCAGUACAAGAUCACCGAAUUCUAAGUACGAAGAUGAUUGUAUCAAGCCGCCAUCAAGGGAUGACUUGUUUGAUGUGUUGGGGGCUGAUUUAAAGAGUAAACUACUCGAUGGGAAAUUGAAUAAUGCGCUUGCUCAGGGACCAGAUUCUAAGAUGCAAAAUAUAGAAAAGGAUACUUGGGUGUUUAGGGAUAUGCACAAUGUGUAUUCUGAUACUUUUACAGCUAACGAAGGGAUAACCGACCAGGGCACUCAUUCUUCGGUGGUUACAGAUCAUCUUUUGGAUGCUGUGGUUUCUAGUGCACAAUCCACUGCAAAGCAGAUAUUAGAUGAUGAUGAGUCGUGCAGGACAACAUUGACUAAUUUCAGUAACUCCUCGGUUCAAUUCAGUUCUCCAACCUUUGGCCGGGUUAAUAUUUUCAAUCAAGUGGAAAGGGAGUUACAUGGCGGCCUUCCUAAGUCGUCGUUAAAAGGGGGAACUCCUACAUCCUGUUCUUUUCGAUCUGGCUGUAGCAAGGAUGAUGCUGGGACUUGUUCUCAAACUACUUCUCUUUAUGGGUCUCAAAUCAGUUCAUUGGUUGAGCUGGGUCAUACUACAAGGCACAAUAGCAGUCUCUCGACUGCAUAUUCAAAGAGGAAUGAUGAAACAAGCAAACCGAAUCGCAAAAGGCUAAAACCUGGAGAAAACCCUAGACCGAGGCCCAAAGAUCGGCAGAUGAUACAAGAUCGAGUGAAAGAGUUGAGAGAAAUUGUGCCAAAUGGAGCCAAAUGUAGCAUAGAUGCUUUGCUAGAAAAGACAAUCAAGCACAUGCUUUUCAUGCAAAGUGUAACAAAGCAUGCAGACAAGAUAAAACACAUGGGCGAGUCUAAGAUUAAGGAGAACUUCAAGGGAGGAACCACAUGGGCAUUUGAAGUCGGGUCUCGAUCAAUGAUCUGCCCUAUUAUAGUUGAGGAUCUGAAUCCACCUCGUCAAAUGCUUGUGGAGAUGCUUUGUGAGGAACAGGGUUUCUUUCUGGAAAUAGCGGACUUAAUCCGGGGAAUGGGAUUGACCAUCUUGAAGGGAGUUAUGGAAACUAGGAAUGACAAGAUAUGGGCGCGUUUUGCAGUGGAGGCAAACAGGGAUGUUACGAGGGUGGAGAUAUUUAUGUCGCUUGUUCGCCUUUUGGAGCAAACGGUAAAGGGCUGUACAUCAUUGGCCAAUGGUUUGGAUAGCAACAAUAUGAUGGUUCAGCAAUCGUUUCCCCAAGCUGCCUCUAUACCUGCAACUGGAACAGCCAGUAGCUUACAGUGAACCAGCUUAUUGGCUGGUUUUCGCCCUUAGAUAUGUUGAGAGCGAGCCCUAGCUUUGCUCGCCAUGACUAACAUACAGUUUGUGGAUUUCGGUGGUUCCAAUCUGACCCUUUUAAUGUUUCAUCUCCGGCUUGACGGACCACUUGGGGGGCGAUUCAUUCAUGGAGUGAAAAUUUUCUUAAAACAACUUUCAUAUGACACUCUUUUUGAACAUGGAGGGUUUUCUUUAAAUGUUUUAUAACUAGCGACAGUACUGAGCCAAUUUGCUGUAAUUUGCUGCAUUAUCCUUGCUGUUGAAUGGCAUUGUAUGCUGGUCCCUGACCUUCAGUGUGAAUUUGAUAUGAAUAUAUCGGCUCUUCUAGUAUCAACUGUAAAUUAUGACCCACGCAUUUUGACUUUGCCAACAAA
Gossypium arboreum is the source of this 3653-nucleotide messenger RNA. RefSeq names its product transcription factor LHW. Lineage: Eukaryota; Viridiplantae; Streptophyta; Magnoliopsida; Malvales; Malvaceae. Gene Ontology annotation, biological process: regulation of DNA-templated transcription. Gene Ontology annotation, molecular function: DNA-binding transcription factor activity; protein dimerization activity. The coding region runs from base 667 to 3246 and encodes 859 amino acids. The transcript has 10 exons. The record is from RefSeq and is a predicted model, not a curated record.